Molecule: messenger RNA, 8589 nt
Organism: Larimichthys crocea (large yellow croaker)
Lineage: Eukaryota; Metazoa; Chordata; Actinopteri; Sciaenidae
Gene: obsl1a
Product: obscurin like cytoskeletal adaptor 1a
Exons: 25
Coding region: 504-7127 (2207 amino acids)
Molecular function (GO): protein binding
Source: RefSeq, a predicted model, not a curated record
CUCUCUCUCUCCUUCUCGCUCUUUAGCCGUUGGACAAUGACAGUAUCAGAGCUGACACAUAAACCGAGCACUCGGCUGAAAGACUGCGGUCACUUUCCUCUCUGCCACCUGUAACCUGACAACAAACCCAAAGGAAGACGCCACCAGGAGAUGAUACCUGCGACAAAGGGCCACCGAGUCUGAAUGGAUAAAUAUUUCUCACUUGCUUUGACUCUCAGUGACCAAGAGGUUUGUUAAACAACAAACCAGAAGAGACUCACAGAGGACUGUUCGACUGAUCUGACACUUCUACGAGUCAAAGAACAAUUUAAAGAACCGACAAAGCUCGUAUGAAUCAACUGAUGCCGGUUUAUGAGGACCUCAUUUGUAAGUAAACAUCACAAAAGUGAAGGAAUGCUUUGAAGAGAGCGACUCAAAGGAGCGCUCCUUCGCCACAUACAAGAGGCUCUAAUCGAGACAAAAGACUUCUUUUUCACAUAAACCAGAAAGACAUUGACGUCAUCAUGGAUAUAUUUGGAGGUGCUCCUCGGGUUUUGGGCUACCCGCGCCCUGUGUUGGCAAAGUGCGGCACAGACGCCACGCUGAGGUGCCAGAUCGACGGCGACCCUCGUCCUGAUGUGAUCUGGGAGCGUAAAAACAUCCAGAUCUUGUCUGACGGACACUACAAGCUCUCUGAGGAGGGAAAAGCUUACCUGCUGACCAUUGCUGGAGUGACCCCGCAGGAUGCUGGCCAGUAUAUUUGCAAGGCCAAAAAUAGCAUAGGAGAAACCUAUGCAGCAGCCUCCCUCAAAGUGGAAGGAGAAGUCCAGCCAGAGCAAGAAGGGCAAAGGCAAUUAGGGGUCAAUGGUGUGAAGCAACCAAUGAAAGAACAUGGAGAAUUUGAAGGACACCUGAAUGGCUACUGCACAGUGCAAAAUGGAGAUCUCAGGAGGGAGAAUGGAGAGAACGGAGAUCACAAGUGGAACAACAAAAAUAGUGAGGUGGAUUUGACGUCUGACGAUAAACCGCGAUUCCUCAUCAAGCCGUUAUCCCUGCGCGUGGAUCGAGGAGAAGAUGCCGCCUUCUCCUGCAAAAUCUGGGGCACUCCUUUGCCCGAGGUAACAUGGGAGAAGGACGGCAAGAAGCUGAAUGAUAUCUUUGAGAGCGCACAUUUCAGUGUAAGCAACCAAGAUGGUGGCUGGUUCCAGCUGAAGAUCUACAGGACGCGCAUGCCGGACAAAGGUGUCUACACCUGCAGGGCCAUCAGCUGCCAUGGUGAAGCCCUGGCCGGUGCUGUCCUUCUUGUUGAGCCCGUGCCGGAGCGAGAGGAGAGUAAAAUGUCCUCACCUGGUCACACUAACAGCCAGCUGACGCCCAAACAUCGGGGCGGGAGGCUCAGUUUGUCGAGGGUUGUAGAGGAGCUACCUGUCAACAUGUCUAAAGCCAAGAAGUUUGCAGUGGCAGAGGGGAAACAUGCCAAGUUUCGCUGCUUUGUUACCGGGAAGCCAAAGCCAGAGAUCAUAUGGAAGAAAGACGGGGUUCCCCUGGAGCCUGGGAGGCGUCAUUUGAUAUUUGAGGACAGAGAGGGAUACUACACACUGAAGGUUCUGUACUGUAAGGUGCAGGAUACAGGACUGUAUGUGUGCGCGGCAUCAAACGCUCUUGGAAACACCCUCAGCGCUGUUCACCUGUCCGUCAAAGGCCCGACUGUGCGCUUCAGAUGUCCGUUAAAAGACGUAGAGGUGAGGGAGAGGGAUUUUGCAGUGCUGGAGUGCGAGGUACCCGAUGAGUCGAUCCCAUCCGCCUGGUACCUGGAGGACCAGCGGCUGAUGCCCAGCAGUAAAUACGGGAUGGAGCAGAAAGGAACCAAACGAAGACUGACCAUCCACGAUGUCGGGACGGACGACGAUGGAGUGUAUCUCUGUGAGAUGCCAGAUGGAGCAAAGAGCAUUGCAGAGCUGUCGGUGAAAGGUACUAUUGUUCGUAAACUUCCCCGGAAGCUGGAGGUCCUGGAGGGCGAGAACGCCGUGUUCUGUGUGGAGGUGGAGAACGACGACAUGGAGAUCCACUGGUUCAAAGAUGGUUUGAAGCUACACGAGACUCAUCAGACAAUCCUCAAGUCUUUUGGCAAAACUCACAUUCUGGUCUUCGUCAACGUGGCCUAUCACGACUCAGGGGUAGUGACCUUUGUCGCAGGAAGAUCCAAGACCUCAUCACGUCUCAAGGUCAAAGCCACAAGACACUGCCCUCCUAUCUGCCCCGUGGGAGCCAAAAUGGAUGUAGAUCGACCCAACAGUGCCCUGCUCACCUGGGUUCCUGCCCCCAACAGCCCGACCUACACCCGAUCCAUCUUUGUUGUGGAGAGACAGGAAGUUGGAUCUCAAGAGUGGCAGAAGUGUUUCACCUCGGAAACCACCACUUCGGUUGAGAUCUCAGGCGACAGUGUGCAGUGUGAGGGCAACUACCGCUUCCGUGUCUGCUGCAUUAACAAAUAUGGACGAAGCGGCCAUGUAGAGUUUCCCAAAGCUGUCCAUCUGGUUCCCGGGCCAAAGAUUCACAGUUCUCUCAAAGGCUGUGAGGUUGAGGAAGGAGAGGACGCUCACUUCUCUAUCGAAUUGUCCACCACAAUGGUUGGAACUUGGUUUCUGAACAGUGCUCAGCUGCAGCAUGGUGGACGAUAUUCAAUACGACAGUCUCAAACAAAGCACUCGUUGGUUAUCCGGGAAACUAACACUACAGAAGACGCAGCAGAGGUCACGUUCAUUGCCAACGGAGUCCGGGAUUCAGCUGUGCUCAAGGUCAAACCUAUGGUGGUAAAAUUCACUCCAGUGUCAGACUUAGACAGUAAUAAGAGGGUGUCCAUUGGUGACCCCAUUGUACUAUACUGUGAGGUCUCCCACCCAUUUGGCAAAGUAUCCUGGUUCAAAGACGGCGAGGAACUCCAGGUGACCGAUGGCCUCAACAUCCAAUCAGAUGGGAACAUGAGGAGGGUUGUGAUUCAGUCGGCUGAUGCGUCUCACGCUGGAGUUUACACAUGUGAAACUUCAGGAGAGGUCAUCAAAUUCAACGUGGAUGUUGCAGGUCCACCUGUGGAGUUCAGUCCAGUCCCAGAGGAGGAGCUCCAAAAGAGCAGCAUGGAGCUGGACCCUGUGGUGCUGCUGUGCCAUGUCUCUGCAGACGAUGCUGAAGUUGUGUGGUAUAAGGAUGGCUGUGAAAUCAAGCCCAGUGACAACAUCACUCUGCAGGCGGAGGGAACCAUGAGGAGGCUGAUCAUUCGCUCUGCAGAAAUCUCAGAUGCUGGCAGCUACACCUGCCAGGCAGGAACAAACAGCAUGGAGUUUACUGUCAAGAUCAAAGAGCCGCCAGUGAUGAUCGUGGAACCUAAGGAUGAUAUUGUGAUGGAGAGCUAUAUUUCAGAGGACACCCACCUGCAGUGCGAGUUGUCUCGUUCCAGUGGGAAGGUGCAGUGGUUCAAGAAUGGCCAGUUGGUGGAGGAAAGCGACAACAUCCAGCUGAUAUCUGAGGGUCCUUACAGGAGGUUGACUAUCCUUAAUGGCACAGUGGAGGAUGGCGGAGAGUACAUCUGUGAAACAGACGGCGACUCUGUCUUUUUCCAGCUUACUGUCAAGGAGCCACUGGUAAGAAUCGUUUCCCCCAGUGAACCAGAGUUGGAAAUGACUCAUUUGGCCUCUGAGAGGCUGGAGCUCAGCUGUGAGAUCUCCCAGGCGGACGCCCCUGUCCGGUGGUACAAAGACAGCCUGGAGGUAGAUGAGGGUGAAAACUUGAUCCUGGAGGAGGAUGGCGCCCAACGCCGGCUGGUUAUACCCAUAACUACAGUGGACGACACAGGGGAGUAUAUAUGUGACACUGAAGAUGACUCUGUGUCCUUCCUGGUGACCAUUACAGAGCCACCAGUGAUGCUUACUCGUCCCAAAAACAUGCCUGACAAAUUGGAGAGUUUUGCUGGCAAACCAAUCGUACUGGAGAUCGAGAUGUCCCGGCCAAAUGCUGAAGUCAAGUGGUGGUUAAAUGGCCGAGAAGUAGAGGAGAGCAGUAAUAUCACGAUCACACAGGACGGGCUCAUCCGUCGUCUGACCAUCCACUCUCCAACCCCAGAGGAUUCAGGGAAAUACACCUGUGACGCUGUUGAUGAUAAAAUUGAUUUCCAGGUCAAAGUUUCAGAGCCGCCAGUGAAGAUCCUGAGAAAGUCAGAGAUCAAGACAAAUCUUAAAUCCCUGAUUUCCGACGACAUCGUGCUGGAGUGCGAGCUCUCCAGGCCCAACGCUGUUGCCAAAUGGUACAAGAAUAACUGUCGUAUUGAGGACGAUGAAAGGUACUGUGAAGAGGAAGAAGGUGCUUUUCGCUCUUUGGUCAUCCUCAACGCUGAGCUUGGAGACUCAGGAGAGUACUUUCUGGAUGUCGGAGAUGACAGUAUCAGCUUCCAGGUUACAGUGGAAGAGCCUCCAGUGACAAUCGUGGGCAACUCAAAUGACCUUGACAGCCAGGAGAUGAUGGCAGGUGAAGACCUGAUUCUGGCCUGUGAAGUGUCCCGUGCCAGUGCCCCUGUUCAGUGGUACUGCAAUGACAGGCUGCUUACCAGUGACUCCCGGACCAACAUUGAGAGCUACGGCACUCUGAGGAAAAUAAUCAUCUCCAACGUCCAGCCCUCGGAUUCUGGGAAAUACGUGUGUGAUGCUGUGGACGACAAGAUGAUCAGCGUUAUUAAGAUUCAAGAGCUUCCAGUUACGUUUGUGAACAAGAAGGACGACAUUGUGGUGACGGGUUACGAAGCAGAGAGUGUGACCUUGACGAGCUACGUGUCCAAGGAAAGUGCUCUAGUACGUUGGCUAAAGGACUGGACGCAUGUUGAAGGUGAACGCUUCCGGGCGCUCAUGGAGGGCCAUGAACGCACCCUUACCAUCGACCCUUUGAGGCGCUCUGAUGCUGGCGAGUACACCUGCGACGUCAACACGGACCAGAUCCACUUCAGCUUGCUGGUGAAAGAAAUGAGAAUCAAGUUUGUGAGGCCGCUGCGAGACACUGUAGCCCAUGCUGAUGGUAUGGUGACCCUUCGCUGUGACGUGUGCAAGCCAAAAGCAGAUGUCCAGUGGCUGAAGAAUGGCGAGGAGGUGGUUCCAAGUAGGAGGUUCACCAUUCGGGCAGAUGGAGUUGAGAGAAGCUUGACAAUCCACCGUUUAACCAGAGAGGAUGCUGGGGAGUACACCUGCGAGUCCAGAGAUGACCGGACUGUUGCAAAGCUGAGAGUAGAGAUGCCUCGAGUGGUGGAGUUCCUCACAGAGCUCCACAACACCACUGUACUUGAAGGAGAAGAUGCCACGUUCAAGUGUGUGGUUUCACCGGAGGAUGUCGGGUUGGUCUGGCUCAUGGACAAUGAGCCUAUCACGCUGGGAAAUCGUUUCCAGGCUAACCAGAACGGUCUGUGCCACACCUUGAUCAUCAAGAAGUGCCAGAUGUUGGACUGUUCGAGGAUUACAGCAGAGGCCGAGGGGCAAAUAAGCAAAGCCAGUCUCAAAGUUCAGGAGGCCCAGGUCAUGUUUACAAAGAAAAUGGACGCUGUAAUGGCAGAAGAGUUUGGCGAUGCCACCUUAGAGACCGAGAUCAGCCUUGAGACAGGAGAGGUCCAGUGGAUGAGGCAAGGGGUCGUAAUCCAGCCCGGUCCCCGACACACGCUGUCGCAGGAGGGCUGCAAACGUAUUCUGUCCAUCCAGAACCUGACGCUGUCUGACCGGGGAACCUAUCGCUGCGAGACUCUGCAUGACCGGACGCAGGUCAAGCUCAACGUAGAACCCCGUAAAAUCUCCAUCCGUAAAGGCCUGACCGACCAAGAGACCUUUGAACGAGAGACUGCCUCCUUCGAGGUGGAGCUCUCCCACACAGACGUGGAGGGAAUCUGGCAGAAAGACGGCAUCCGGGUGAAACCCAACAACCAGUGGAGGGUGAGCACCAACGGGCUGGUGCACAGCCUCACCCUGUCCAACCUCACCCUGGAGGACACGGGCACGAUUAUCUUCUCGGCCGAAGGUGUGCGCACCAUUGCGAGGCUCACGAUCAAAGAGACUCCGGUGUCCAUCCUGAGAAUGCUGGCUGACGUCCGCGUGGAGGAGGAACUUCCAGCCACUCUGGAGUGUGAAUUCUCCAGACAGCUCGUCGAGGUCAAAUGGUUUAAGAACGGGACGGAGCUGAAGCCGGGGAAGAACUGUCGGAUCUACUCUAUGGGCCGGAAAAGGUUCUGUCAGAUCAUGCAGUGCUGUUUGGCCGACGCUGGCACCUACACAUGUGACACGGGGGAAAUCAAAACAUCCUGUUCACUGGAGGUUUAUGAGCAUAAGUUGGAGAUAGUGCAGGACCUGGAGGACCUUUACAUUCAGGAGGACCAGAACGCCGUCUUCAUGUGUGAGGUGUCUCUGGAGGAGGUGACAGGAGAGUGGUACAAAGACGGCCACAAGAUCCGACCCACGAGCACCAUCAAGAUCCGCACUGAAGGGACCAAACACUUCCUCCUGAUGUGUAACGUCAAAGCUGAAGAUGCCGGAGAGAUCCACUUUGUAGCCAGAGAUGUUGAAUCGACGGCGUACCUCGAGGUUGAAGAGCUCCCCGUUUCCAUCGUGAAACCCCUACGAGAUCGAACGGCCCUGGAGAAACACCGCGUGAUCCUCGAGUGCACCGUCUCCUCGCCUCGCUGCACCGCCACCUGGUACAAAGGCAAGGAGGAGGUGGCUCCCUCAGAUCGAGUGGAGAUCCUGGCUGACGAAUGCUCCCUGAAACUGGUGAUCCAGCAGGUGGAGGUGGAGGACGAGGGCACCUACACCAUCAAGGUGGGGGAGCACACAUCCAAAGCCAAACUGAUGGUGGAAGCCCAGGCCCUCGUGAUGGUCAAACACCUCGAGGACGUGGAGGUAACCGAGCCUGAACCUGCAUCUUUCCAGUGCGAGGUGUCCGUCGACAUAAACAAGCCUCCAGUUUGGACUCUGAACGGAGACACCCUUCAACCAGGCCCUUCUGUCCGCCUGGAAAACCACGGGACUGUCCACAAACUCACCCUGAAGGAAACCAGCGUGGACAUGAGCGGGGUGGUGAAGUUCACCAUGGGCAAGGCCAAGAGCAGCGCCGGGCUGAGCGUGAAGUAGAAGAGGAGCUGGAAAAGCAAGUGACUCUGGAAGAAAGAAAGAAAGUGACUGCAAAAAUGGGAAUUUUGUUCAUGUUUGAAAACUCAGUGAGGUUAGGCUGAGCAUUUUAAACCUUUUUUUUUUUUUUACAGUUAUAUUUAUUUGCCUAUAACUGACUUUACAUUCUUGUAUUCUGAUAACAUCCCGCCAAAAUAAAACACAAAGCAACAUUGGUGUAAUAUCUACACAUCACUGCUAAACAAACCGUGGACGUUUGCAGCUGUUAACUCUACGGAUAAUUGAUUAAUUCAGAGUUUUGUACUGUUGAUCGGACAAAACAAGACACUCCUUACCUUCUGGGAAGUCACAAAGAGAAUUUUUCACUGUUUUCUGACAUCUUAUGGGAAAUUAUUAACCGAUUAAAAGAGAAAAAUAACUGCCAGAUUAUUCUAUAAUUAAAAUACUGUUAGUUGCAGUCCCCGAUAUUCACAUUGUUUCGUGUUCAAGCUCCUUGUUGUAGUGCCGCUCUUCUUUGGUACCAUAAAAAAGUAAAUUUUGUCUUGUUAAAUGAGAUUUUAAACUGCUGGUUGUGUAUCUAUCAGGUUACACAAUAUUUAUAGCUUUUAUCGAAUGUAACAUCAUCUAUAAUUUCAAUUUUUUUCAAUAGAAAAUGUAUUAAAUCAAAUUAUUCCACUACUUCAACUGUUAUUUAUGUUUCUGGGAAGAAGAAACGCUCGACAAAGCAGCACUUGGACCAUGUUUCAUUUAGCAUUUAUGGAAAAAAAAAGAGGCAUUAUUACAGUCCAUAUAUAUAAUUUGGUAUGAUAAAACAGGUCAAAAAAAAAAAUUAGGUUACAUCUAUUCAAUCAUGAGUACAGUAACAUGAAUAUUCCAUAUAUUAAUGAAGAUUUGUUUGCUUUAUUACUGUGCAAAACAAAAUAUACAAACCUACUUGAAUGUGUAAGAAGUACAGUAUCAGUGAACGGGCCCCGUAGUGACACAACACUUGUUUUAUAUGUGAUCAAAUAACUGAACGUUCCUAUAAAUACUCCUGUUUGCCGAUGAAUACUCAGCGUUGAGCCUAAACUGAGACGUGACGAUGGCUUACAUGUGUCAAACCUUUAAAGUAAUCACCCUGUUAUGUGCCCACAACAGUAAAAUAUUUGUUUUAGUCAUUUGCUGGUGUUCGAGCCAUAUAUUACAGAUUAAUAUAUGAGGUAACGACCACAAACUGUUGCAAAACAAAAAGAAAAUGAGAAGCAAACAGGCUAAUUUGAUUGACGAUAAUUUGUUAAACAUAUAAAAAUAACGUGAUAACUCUUAAUACGGUGGAUUUUUUUGUCGCCUCCUGCCUCCUCGUCUCGGUAACGUCUCAUCGCGAGCCCGCCGCGGAGGCUCUUAGUCAAAAACUCGCCGUUUUCAUUCAUCGGUGUCGACGCAUGGUUAUUGUCAACGCGUAAGAGGUUUGCAUCGCGUGAGAAAA